Macadamia integrifolia is the source of this 1682-nucleotide messenger RNA. RefSeq lists its product as uncharacterized. Lineage: Eukaryota; Viridiplantae; Streptophyta; Magnoliopsida; Proteales; Proteaceae. The transcript has a single exon. The coding region runs from base 235 to 1467 and encodes 410 amino acids. The record is from RefSeq and is a predicted model, not a curated record.
CUAUCACCCUCUCUUGUUCACAGUUCACAUCCCAACAAAAGGACACAUUUAAACACCCAUUCUCACAUCGUCUUUUCCCAUUUUUUCUCUCUCUCUCUCUCACAGACUCACAGUCUCUUUCCUUCUCCCUUGGAAAAAGAAAUAGAGAGAGGAAACUGACUGAGACGCGUUUUAGUUCUCUAUAAGGUAGCGGUGCCGCUGGUUCUUCCACAGAUCUUCAACUUUCCGGCCAUCAUGGUCGACGUCGAACGGAGAAUGGCCAGCUUAAACCCGGCCCACGUAGCCGGCUUACGCCGACUCUCGGCCCGUGCUGCCGCUGCUUCCCCUGCCACAACUUCUGCUCCGGUCCGAACUGGUCUCGAUUCUUUCUCUUCCCUAGCUGUCAAGGUUAUUUCCCACCUCCGCAGCUCCGGCAUUUCUGUCCAACCAGGCCUCUCCGACGCGGAGUUUGCCCGAGCAGAGGCUGAGUUCGGUUUCGUCUUUCCACCUGAUCUCCGUGCUGUUCUCUCUUCUGGGCUCCCGGUUGGACCCGGAUUCCCUGACUGGCGUGCCAGUGCUGGAUCACGGCUCCACCUCCGCGCCUCUCUCGACCUCCCAAUCGCUGCGAUUUCGUUUCAGAUUGCACGAAACGCUCUCUGGCCCAAGUCUUGGGGUCCACGGCCCUGUGACCCAGAGAAGGCUCUUCGUGUUGCUCGAAAUGCACUCAAGAGGGCACCACUCUUGAUCCCUCUGUUCAACCACUGCUACAUCCCUUGCAACCCCUCUUUGGCAGGAAACCCCAUCUUUUUCGUCGACGAGAGUCGGAUAUUCUGUUGUGGAUUGGAUUUAUCCGAUUUCUUCGAACGGGAAUCCCUGUUCAGAUGCGAUGAUGAUCCCUGCGUCUUCAAGAGGCAGCGAUCCGUCAGCGAGAAGACAUCAGUUUCGUCAUCAUCUUCUUCAUAUUCCUCUAAUUACUCCCGCAGAAGCCUAGAUUCCGGUGCCACCGCAGGGGGCAGAACACCCAGAUGGGUCGAGUUCUGGAGCGACGCGGCCGUUGAUAGAAGACGAAGAAAUUCGUCCUCCUCCUCGUCUUCCUCGUCGCCGGAUCGGUACUUUGAGAUUCCUCGGCCGUUAUUUCGAGGGAAACUGCCGAAAUGGGUGGAAGGGUAUUUGGAGCGGAUCGGAACAGUUCUAAGGGAAGGUGGGUGGGUUGAGGCUGACGUGGAAGAAAUCGUUCAGGUAUCAGCCUCUGGUUUUUUCGAAGAGGACAUGAUUUUGUUAGAUAGUCAAGCUGUGUUGGAUGCUCUGUUGCUCAAGGCAGACCGAUUUUCGGACACCCUCAGAAAAGCAGGGUGGAGCUCUGAGGAGAUCACAGACGCUCUGGGUUUUGAUUUUCGGCCUGAAAAAGAGAAAAGACCAUUGAAGAAAUUGUCACCGGAGCUAGUGGAGAAGAUCGGAAAAUUGGCAGAGUCAGUUUCCCGAUCAUAAACAAAGGUUACAGAGUCUGGCAUCGAGAUUCUUUCAUGGUUUUUACUUAAUUUUACCUUUUUUUUAAGAUAUAAUCUCGCUCUUUUUGGGGAAGUAAAAAUGAAAGACAAUUGGGAAUCGCGUUGUAAUCUUAAGAAACAUAGAUUAAUGGAGAUAUGUAAACUGUAACAGAUAAAUAUAUAUUGCUUUAAAUACAACUAAGAUCUUUACGAAUC